AUGGCGGCAAUUGUCAUUAGCCUCAUGUUCAUGUUGAGUUUCACUCCAUCAAUAGCCAUUCCUGAGGUGAUCAACGGAAAGGAGCCAAGCACCUUAUCAACCUACAUUGUUUACGUAACAGAGCCAAAAGAGGGUAGAGUUUUAACACAAUCAUUGGAAAGUGAUAGAAAAAGCUGGUAUAAAUCAUUUUUGCCAGUUUCCACAUCUAACUCGGAUGAGGAACAACGCAUGGUGUAUUCCUACAACACUGUGGUUAGUGGUUUUGCUGCAAAAUUAUCGCCAGAGGAAGUAAAAGAAAUGGAAAAAAAACAAGGGUUUGUGGCAGCCCAUGUUGAAAAGAUAUUGCCUUUGCACACAACGCAUAGCCCUAACUUCUUGGGUUUGCAACAAAAUAUAGGAUUUUGGAAAGAAUCAAAUUUUGGCAAAGGAGUGAUUAUUGGAGUUUUGGAUACAGGAAUAACGCCUGGUCACCCUUCAUUCAACGAUGUAGGAAUGUCUCCACCACCACCAAAAUGGAAAGGGAGAUGCGAUUUAGUUGGGGCGGCUUGUAAUAACAAACAAAUUGGGGCAAGAAAUUUUGCAAAUAAGAGCACACCUUUUGACGACGAGGGGCAUGGAACCCACACGGCAAGCACAGCGGCAGGAAACUUUGUAAAAGGAGCUAAUGCGUUUGGUCAGGCCAACGGUGAGGCAGCUGGUGUAGCGCCUUUAGCUCAUUUGGCGACGUAUAAAAUUUGCAAUGAAGCAGGUUGUCGUGAGAGCGACAUUUUGGCUGCAAUGGAUGUUGCUAUUGCCGAUGGAGUUGACAUGAUUUCGCUUUCAGUUGGUGGUGGUUCCACGGCUUUCUUUAAUGACGCUAUUUCAUUGGCUUCAUUCAGGGCUAUACAAAAGGGCAUUUUUGUGAGCUGUUCAGCAGGAAAUUCCGGACCAGCUCCCAAAACUUUGUCUAAUGAAGCUCCAUGGAUUCUAACCGUAGGAGGAAGCAACUCUGAUAGAAGCAUAAUCGCAACCGCAAAACUUGGAAACGGAAAAGAAUAUGAUGGCGAAACCCUUUUCCAGCCUAAAGACUUCCCUUUGACACAAUUGCCUCUUGUUUAUGCUGGUGCUAUUGCUAAUGGUAGUCAAGAAUCUGCAUGGUGCAAACCAAGAUCAUUAAGAAAUGGUAAUGUUCAAGGCAAGGUAGUGAUAUGUGAGAGAGGUGGAGGUAUAGGAAGAAUUGAAAAAGGGAAAGAAGUCAAAGAGGCUGGUGGUGCUGCUAUGAUUGUCAUGAAUGACGAGGAUUCUGGUUUUACUUCCUUAGCCGAAGCUCAUGUACUCCCAGCAGCACAUGUGAGUUAUACAGCAGGGAUGAGUAUUAAAGCCUAUACAAACUCAACACCUUCACCAACAGCAACAAUCUUGUUUAAAGGAACUAUAAUUGGUAAGAAAUCUGCUCCAGAAGUCGCUGGUUUUUCUUCAAGAGGCCCCAACGUACAAAGCCCCGGAAUCUUGAAACCGGACAUUAUUGGACCAGGUGUGAACAUUCUAGCUGCUUGGCCGUUUUCUAUAGAAAACAUCACUAACACAAAAUCAACAUUUAACAUGAUUUCUGGAACCUCAAUGGCUUGCCCUCAUCUUAGUGGUGUUGCAGCGUUACUGAAAAGUAGCCAUCCUGACUGGUCACCAGCAGCCAUAAAAUCUGCCAUCAUGACCACUGCUGAGAUAUUAAAUCGGGAAAACAAGCCAAUUGUUGACGAAAAGCUUUUACAAGCUAAUGCCUUUAUGAUUGGUGCAGGCCAUGUUAACCCAUCAAAAGCAAAUGAUCCAGGACUAGUUUAUGACAUCCAACCGAAUGAUUACAUUCCUUAUUUAUGUGGCUUGAAUUAUGAUGACAAACAGGUAGCAACCAUUGCAAAUCGUGAUGUACAAUGCUCAAAAGUUAAAAGAAUAACUGAACCACAGUUGAAUUAUCCUUCUUUCUCUAUCAUCAUGAAGACCGAUGCUCCUCAGACAUACACUAGAACAGUCAUAAAUGUUGGUAAACCUGGAUCAUCCUAUCGUGCUCAAAUUCUUCCACCAGCAGGAGUAAGCAUAAUUGUGAAACCUACGUUGUUGACCUUCAGGAACACCAACGAGAACGCUACGUACUCUAUCACAUUUUCCAAAACCAAUCGAACUGUUGGAGAAUUUUCGGAAGGAAAUUUGAGUUGGAUUUCAACUGACCAUGUCGUUCGAAGCCCAAUAAUUGUCUCCUUUUGA
Pistacia vera is the source of this 2238-nucleotide messenger RNA. Its product is annotated as subtilisin-like protease SBT1.4. Gene Ontology annotation, molecular function: serine-type endopeptidase activity. The coding region runs from base 1 to 2238 and encodes 745 amino acids. NCBI's taxonomy places the organism in Eukaryota, Viridiplantae, Streptophyta, Magnoliopsida, Sapindales, Anacardiaceae. Gene Ontology annotation, biological process: proteolysis. The record is from RefSeq and is a predicted model, not a curated record. The transcript has a single exon.